CUCUGACCUAUACCCAUGUGAGGCACCAAUAACACUGGGUGGUAUAUUCUGUCGGCUCCCUUCUCAGCCUACCCAGCCCUCUGCUUAGCUUGGCUUUUUCCUUCCCCUGCGUUGCUUUCCUUCACCCCACCGUCCCAAUGCUGCCACACUGGCAGGUCCAAAUUCUCCAACACCUGUGAAUCUUUCAAUUUAUGCUUAAUUUUCCUUUUUUUUUUUUUUAUUAUUUUUUCUUGAAGAAAUUUCACCUGUGGAUUACACGAGCAUGGCAACAAGACUGUGAUAAUUGAGUGGAAAUGGAAUUAUUCAAGAACUUGGACACUUUUUACAGAUAAGUUGACGCUGACCUGAUUGUUACUGAAGCUGGGAUUUUUCCCAUUUCCUUCUGCAAGAGGAGGCUUGGCCCCCAACUCAAAGGAUUAUUGCUUAAUUUGUCUCCAUAUCACCAUGGCUGAAGCCAGUGGAGCCAAUAGAGCAGCUGCACCGCAGACAAGCUCCCUUAAGUCCACCAAAGGUCUGGGACUCCUUGGGAAGCUGAAAAUGUCUGCUGAGCUGCUGAUUGCCCUGGCUGCUCUCCUGUCCUGGGUGGUGGUGGGAGUGGUGAUGUUCGACUUUGUGGAGUACAAGGCAGUCCCUGACAUUCAGCAAAUAGUUUCUGACCCCGUGCAAGCUGUAAACGACGCUGUCGAUGAAGUGUCCAGUCUAUUCAACAAGUUUCAAGAAUGUGCUCCUGAUUUAAGUGACCCCAUGUCAGCUGCCACUUACGCAGCGGAGGAAAUAUCGGACGCAAAAGAUGGAUUUGUUCGUUAUUUUUCAGAUGAUGAAGGGAAAUUCUACCUCAGCUAUGUUGACCCUGUGGUCAUCGGUAGACAAGCUUUCCAUUCAACCAAUGAUUUCCUCUGUGGAUAUGUGGGCACCUUCAAGGACACACUGUGUGCUAUCGUUGACACUAUAUCUGACAUAUUAUUGGAUAUAAAUAAAGGAAAAAUGUACCUUAGCUACACUGACCCUGUGGUUAUAGGCAGAGGUGUCUUUGGUGUAACUAAUGACCUUUUGUGUGGAGUCGGGGGCUACAUCCAAGAUGUGCUCUGUGCCAUUUUGGACACAAUUCUGGAUGUAGUGAAAGGAACCAUGGAGAUAACCUUCACAGACCCUGUGGUGGUUGGCAGAAACGUUUUCAGUGCUACUGAUGACACCGUGAGUGGAAUAGUGGGCUACAUCAAGGACGUGCUCUGUGCCAUCAUAGACAGUAUACUGGAUAUAACCAAAGGAACCACUGACAUUAGCUUCAUUGACCCUGUGGUUGUUGGCAGAAAUGUCUUCAGUGUUACUAACGACUUUCUGGGUGGAAUAACAGGAUACAUCCAAGAUGUGCUCUGUGCCAUCUUGGAUGUAAUACUAGACACAGCAGAAGACAUCCAGCAUGCUAUGGGAUUCCGACCCAUGUCAGCUCUGAAGAGAACAGCAGAAAUCAUCACAGAACAGAUAGACACGCUCUGGAGCUACGUCUCCACAACGCUGAUUGGAGAACAAGGGGUCAUGCCUGAAGUGUCUGUUGACCCCAUGAAAGUUGUUGAAGAGGCCGUGUUGGAGUUCACAGACAAGAAAGAUUUGUUUGUGGCUUACAUGUCAAGCAUGCUUGCUGGUGAUCAAGAUGAACCUGUUGCCACACCUGUUGUAAAUAUUGUUUCUGAAAAAGAUGAAACUGAUGCUCCCCAAUCCCCCUCUGAUAUACAUCUGGUACAAAGGAAAGGUGAAUUCCUGCCACCUUUUGAAAAAGUUACAGAGAUUAUGAAAGCUGCCAAAGAUGACGCUGCUGCUGCUGCUGCUGCUGCUGCUGCUGCUGCAGAGUUAAGUGAAGCGCCAGACUCAAAGAUCGAGGAGGAGGCUAAAGUUCCCACUGAAGCUGCCAGUGAAGCAGAUGGGAACGAGGCGGAGGAUGUGAAACAUGUCGGCCUUGAAGAGACUAAACAUGAACCAUCACUGGAGGAAGGAGAAGAGGUUGAUAUUUUGGGGGAGGAUGCUGCACAUGACGAGGAGGAAGAAGAGGAGAAAGGUUUUGGUACAGAUGUUAAAACAGAAAUUGAAGAAGAAGAUGCACAGGAGCCAGAAACUAAAGGAGACGUGGUUCAAGCUAAGGGGGAGGAAGAGAGGACCAUAGCUGAAGACGUUUUGGUACAAAGAGAGAAGGAGGAGGAAACAGAGAAAGAUGCAAAAAAAGAUCAGGAGAGGGAUGAGGAGACCAAAACGGAAGAUUUGGUAGAGGAGGAGGAGGAGGAGGAGGAGGAGGAGGAGGAGGAGGAGGAGGAGGAGACCAAAGCUGAAGAAGUUUUUGUAGAAGGGGAGGAGGAGGAAGAUGAGGGGGAAACGCAAAAAGAAGAUGCAGUAGAAAAAGAGGAGAAGACCAAAACCGAAGACAUUGUAGAAGAAGAGAAGGAGGAGACAAAAAAUAAGGACGAUUUGGUAGAAGAUGGGGAGAAAGAGGAGGAGGAAAUGAGGGAGGAAGAUGAGGCAGAGGACCCCAAAGCUGAAGAAGAGGCAGUAGAAGAUAAGGCAGGUGACGAGACAAAAACACAACUUGUGGUAGAAGAGGAGGACGAGGAAAAGGAAGAGGAGGAGGGGGAGGUGGAGACAAAAACUGAAGACCAUUUGUUGAAAGCUAAAGAAGAGGAGGACACAAAAACUGACGUUCUGGUAGAAGAUGAAAAGGAGGAAAAGAAGGAAGAGCACACAACAACUGAGGCAGAAGCUGAUGAGGACGGGAUUGAAGAUGAAGAUCUUGAAGUUGGUGAAGAAAUAGACAAAGAAAACAUUGAAAUGCCUGACACCGAUGUCAAAGCUCAGUUUGUGAAAACUGACCAAGACGAUCAAGCUUUAGAUCAGGACGAUGAUGAGGCUUUGGAAGAGGAGGAAGAAGAAGAACAACUGGAAAAAAUGGAGGUAGAUGAUGAAGGCAAACAGCCAUCUGUCCAACAACUUGAUCUGAAAAUUCUGUUAGCUGAAGAAGAAACACUGGUUCACGACCAAGACGAAUACAAUGACGUCAUUGACGAUCAUCGGGAUGAAAACAACAACAAUAGUGAAAGUGGGAAAACUGAACUGAAAGGAAAGAGGAAGGUUCAUAUUCCGUUUGAGAGGCUCAGAAAACUCGGAUCCAGAGCUUCUCAAAAACAGCACCUUCACAAACAUGAGAAAGUUCUCAAAGAAGCAAAAGAAAGACAUGCAAUGAAAGACGUUAAAGAUGCCAUUCUUAAAGACCUCAAAGCUGCAAAAACUGAAAAGGAGAAAAGAGAAGAGGAGAUGAAAAUUGAGGAAACCAUAGAGAUAAAAUUAAAAGAAGAUAAGCUAAAGGAGGAGUACAAACCCCUUGAAAAGAAACCACUGAAGCCCAAAGAAAAAGAGCCUAAGGACAAGGAAGAAUCUACAAAACCAUCCACAGCGGAGGCAGAAGUACUGAAGCCUUCUAAGCAGAAAGAUGACACAGCUGAACCUAAAAAGAAGAGACAAGUGACAAAAGACUCUGAAGAAAAAAACAGAACAGAACUGAAGAAACCACCUAAACAACAGAAAGAAGUCAAGAAACUGCCUAAAGAAGAGAAAGAAGUUGAUAAACCAUCUAAAGAAGAGAAGGAAGACAAGAAACCAUCUAGAGAAGAGAAAGAAGUCAAGAAACCAUCUAAAGAAGAGAAAGAAGACAGGAAACCAUCUAGAGAAAAGAAAGAAGACAAGAAACCAUCUAAAGAAGAGACGGAAGACAAGAAACCAAUUAGAAAAGAGAAAGAAGUCAAGAAACCAUCUAAAGAAGAAAAAGGAGUCAAGAAACCAUCUAGAGAAGAGAAGGAAGACAAGAAACCAUCUAAAGAGAAAGAAGACAAGAAACCAUCUAAAGAAGAGAAAGAAGUCAAGAAACCAUCUAAAGAGAAAGAAGUCAAGAAACCAUCUAGAGAAGAGAAAGAAGACAAAAAACCAUCUAAGGAAGAGAAAGAAGUCAAGAAACCUUCUAAAGAAGAGAAACCAUCUAGAGAAGAGAAAGAAGACAAGAAAGCAUCUAAAGAUAAAGAAGUCAAGAAACCAUCUAAAGAAGAGAAAGAAGACAAGAAACCAUCUAAAGAAGCGAAAGAAGACAGGAAACCAUCUAAAGAGAAAGAAGUCAAGAAACCAUCUAGAGAGGAGGAAGAAGACAGGAUACCAUCUAGAAAAGAGAUAGAAGACAAGAAACCAUCUAAAGAGAAAGAAGACAAGAAACCAUCUAAAGAAGAGAAAGAGGUAAAGAAACCAUCUAAAGAAAAAGAAGUCAAGAAACCCUCUAGAGAAGACAAAAAAGACCAAAAAACAUCUAAGGAAGAGAAAGAAGUCAAGAAAACUUCUAAAGAAGAGAAACCUUCUAGAGAAGAGAAAGAACACAGGAAACCAUCUAGAGAAAAGAAAGAAGAUCCUUGGGAUCCUUUGGAGCUGUCAGUGAUGAGGUUUAAGGUUUAA
Messenger RNA from Etheostoma cragini (Arkansas darter), 4476 nucleotides. RefSeq names its product trichohyalin-like. The coding region runs from base 445 to 4476 and encodes 1343 amino acids. The record is from RefSeq and is a predicted model, not a curated record. NCBI's taxonomy places the organism in Eukaryota, Metazoa, Chordata, Actinopteri, Perciformes, Percidae. Gene Ontology annotation, molecular function: signaling receptor binding. Gene Ontology annotation, cellular component: membrane; sarcoplasmic reticulum. The transcript is spliced from 21 exons.